This is a messenger RNA of Aspergillus piperis CBS 112811, 234 nucleotides long. Its product is annotated as AN1-type zinc finger protein. The transcript is spliced from 2 exons. Bases 1 to 234 code for a protein of 77 amino acids. Gene Ontology annotation, molecular function: zinc ion binding. The record is from RefSeq and is a predicted model, not a curated record. NCBI's taxonomy places the organism in Eukaryota, Fungi, Ascomycota, Eurotiomycetes, Eurotiales, Aspergillaceae.
AUGGCGCCCCGCAAGCCUCGCUGCAACUUCAAGGAGUGCAAGGAAGCCGCUCAACGCAUCGUCGGAGACUGCAGCUUCUGCAGUGGUCACUACUGCUCUAAGCAUCGCAUGCUGGAGGCUCACGCCUGCACUGGUCUCGAGGACUGCAAGAAGGAGUCCCACGCCCGCAAUGCCGAUAAGCUGAACAGUGAGCGGACUCACGUCAUUAAGGGCUUCGCCACCUGGGUUGGGUAG